CAGGAAGUCCUCUCUGGUCACUGGAGCUCAUAGUUACUGAACAGAAGAGCUAUGAGCUUCCUGCUCAUCUCACUGCUGUUGGCUGCUAUGUGCUUUGAAUGCAGAGCUCAAAAAGACAACGUGCUCCAACCCAAAGGAGGUGUGACUGUUAGUGAGGGAGAGACAGUAACACUGGACUGUCACUAUAACACCAGUGACACAAGUGCAUAUCUUUUCUGGUACAGACAGGCUGCAGACGACAAGCCCACAUUCAUUCUGAUCCGCUUUACUGUUGGAUCAGGGAACACAGCGGACGGGUUCAAGGAGAGAUUUGAUUCCAGCCUGGAUUCCAGCUCAAGAUCAGUUCCUCUGAAGAUCCAGAGUCUGCAGCUGUCUGACUCUGCUGUGUACUACUGUGCUCUGAGGCCCACAGUGACAGGAAACUGCAGAACCUACUACACAAACCUUUGGAGUUUGGCUGCUAUGUGCUUUGAAUGCAGAGCUCAAAAAGACAACGUGCUCCAACCCAAAGGAGGUGUGACUGUUGGUGAGGGAGAGACAGUAACACUGGACUGUCACUAUAACACCAGUGGAUCAAGUCCAUAUCUUUACUGGUACAGACAGGCUGCAGACGACAAGCCCACAUUCAUUCUGAGCGGCAUUACUGUUGGAUCAGGGAACACAGCGGACGGGUUCAAGGACAGAUUUGAUUCCAGCCUGGAUUCCAGCUCAAGAUCAGUUCCUCUGAAGAUCCAGAGUCUGCAGCUGUCUGACUCUGCUGUGUACUACUGUGCUCUGAGGCCCACAGUGACAGGAAACUGCAAGACGUACUACACAAACCUUUGGAGUGUCUAUCAAGAAUCCAGAGACAGCGCAAUGUUAACCCACAUCCACUAG
This is a messenger RNA of Lampris incognitus (smalleye Pacific opah), 876 nucleotides long. RefSeq lists its product as uncharacterized. The transcript is spliced from 4 exons. Bases 52 to 876 code for a protein of 274 amino acids. The record is from RefSeq and is a predicted model, not a curated record. Lineage: Eukaryota; Metazoa; Chordata; Actinopteri; Lampriformes; Lampridae.